UUACAAAAAGAUUGUCUGCCCCAUCUCCGGUCAACUGUGAUUAUGCCUCAAUACAGAGUUUUUAUUGCAAUAGUCUGACCCGAUAAAUGUUAUAGCAAUAUGUGAAAUGGUCUGUGAAUGGUAAAUUGUGAGGUGAGAAAAUGUGAGAGACAUCAGCAUCUCUGAAAACAUCAGGACUGCAAUGUGAGAAGCUCAGUAGCCUACGGCGAUUGUCUGUGUAGGCUAUCCACAGGGAUGCAGCCUCUGCGGUGGAUUAUUGGCUACUGUGCGCGUAAUGGCGCACACUAACCGGCCACUACUGAAUUUUAGGAGUGCUAGUCCAAUGUAGGUGACGAUAUGCAGCCUAACCGGAAAAAAAACAAAUGUCGGGUAGACCCAGCUGUCAGCUGCAGAAACCUAAAUAGGCGGCCUCUCCAGAGACUCACGCGUCAGAUGAAUAGACAGUUUACAGCUUGCUUCUUUCUCUAAUCUCCUCCUGACGACAGCAAUACUGACUCUAUGUUUAAAAUUAUGACUGUUGCAGUUUGAGUUUCAUGACCCGAUCAGUUUGUGCUGAUUCAAGAGACAAUCGCUCCUCGGUUUGACUUGGGCUGCUGAAGUUAAAGAGAAUCUGAACGUGACAUGCCGUCUGGAUUUUUGAAGAUGUGCUCGCGACUUGUAUUUACCAGGAAUUUACAGUAGUUACUUUCACUCGUAGGCUACAUUCAAAGCGGUAUGUUUCCCGAAAUUAAUAACAAGUCUUCUAGAGGAGAGGCUUUCCCCCACUCACACAGGCUCCAGACCCAACUGGGAACCAACCGACCCUAUUCACAGAAAUUGAACUCUGGCGUAGUGACCUUGCCCCAGCUGGAGCCUGCGGUUAUACAGGUUGUUGUCAGCAAUGCCAAACUCCCCCACCAGCAGUCCGAUAGCAUCCUGCCCCACAUCGCCAACAAGGGGGUGCAGAGCAACUACCAGACACACCAGGAUGAGAGACCAAAGCCCUCCUCCCAGUUCUCCACAUGGUUUGGCUCCUCAGUGGAGCACCUAUCUGACUCUAUCACCACCAAGGGUCUCAGCAACAAGCUGGAGGAGGCAAAGCUUUAUAAAGGACAGAGGCUGCCCAUGUCUCCCACAGAGGCACUGAGGCACUUCCAAGGGCGUCUGACAGAGUUUGAGCAGCAGGAGAUCAUGGACUACUCAGAGAUCUGGUUCCUGGGUCUGGAGACUAAGAAGAUCAAGGCCUCUCAUGGAAUUCCUCAGAAUGCAGGCUACGACGACGAGCACGGCAGCUACAACAAGGUUCUGCACGACCACAUUGGCUUCCGCUUCGAGGUGCUGGAGGUGAUUGGGAAAGGAUCAUUUGGACAGGUCCUGAAAUGUCUGGACCACAAGACCCAAGAGCUGGUCGCCAUCAAGGUCAUUCGCAACAAGAAAAGGUUUCACCACCAGGCCCUAGUGGAACUGAAGAUCCUGGAUGCUGUGAGGAGGAAAGACAGGGAAAUGUGCCACAAUGUCAUCCAUAUGAAAGAAUACUUCUACUUCCGCAACCAUCUCUGCAUCACCUUCGAGCUGCUAGGAGUCAACCUGUAUGAGCUGAUCAAGAAGAACAACUUCCAGGGCUUCAGUCUUGCCCUGAUCCGUCGUUUCACCCGCUCCCUGCUCAAGUGCCUGCAGAUGCUGCAUAAGGAGAAGAUCAUUCACUGUGACCUCAAACCGGAGAACAUACUUCUGUCUCAGAAAGGACAAGGAAAUAUAAAGGUGGUUGACUUUGGGUCCAGCUGUUAUGAGCAGCAGAGAGUCUACACCUACAUCCAGAGUCGUUUCUAUCGCUCCCCAGAGGUUAUCCUGGGACACCCCUACAGCAUGGCCAUCGACAUGUGGAGUCUGGGCUGCAUCAUGGCUGAGCUCUACACCGGCUUCCCCCUAUUUCCUGGGGAGAGCGAGGUGGAGCAGAUCGCGUGCAUCAUGGAGGUACUUGGAAUGCCUCCCAAUGAUUUUGUGCAGACAGCAUCGAGGAGAAGGAUGUUUUUCGACUCCAAAGGAAACCCCAGAAACAUCACAAACAGCAAAGGGCGGAAGAGGCGACCCAACUCCAAAGACCUGGCCAGCGUUUUGAAGACCGACGAUCCUCUCUUCCUGGACUUCCUUCAACACUGCCUCACGUGGGAUCCAACCAAGCGUAUGACACCAGACGAAGCGAUGCAACAUGAGUGGAUCCAGGAGGCUCGUCUAAACAAGCCCCGGCCCAAAACACGACCCAUGAUUUGGAAGCCCAGGGAAAACGUGAGCAGUACAGAAAAUAACUAUGAGGCUACUUACCGCAAAGUAGUCACUAACAGGACAGCUGAGAAGAUUGGGUCCGAUAGCAACGACAAGCUGAAAAGAGACCUCUCUGCCAAGGCAGGGGGCAAGAUGGUGACCACCGAGCGACUGCAUCCCAUUGGAGCGUCUGCAGAGGUGGAGUUGUGUGAGGGCGUGGUCAAGGUCAACAGGGACACCAAUCAGGAGGCGCGUGGGGAGAGGUCCGUGCACAUCAUCAUCAAGCCUCAACUAGACGUGGGCUCUGACGGAGAUUAGGAGUUGUCCCAGUGUCUGCCCCCUGUGGUGGCAUUUUUCUGCUUUAUUAAAUGAGGAGAGUUACAAACUACACACCAGUCAGAGUUAUACUUAAACUCCAUCUUUAAUAAUAAUAAGCUUUGCAAUAGCCUUUUUGACGUUCAAUGAUGUGCUAUCUCUAAUGAACCAUUGAAAAGUACCAACAGAAAAGUACAAAGAUCUUUUAUAGCCAAGAUACACCCCUCUCAACUUACAUGACAAAUCACAGAUUUUAGGAACAGUUCACAAAGGAUAAGAUUUGUAUGAAAGAUAUCUGUGUCAUCAGUUCUCAUUGUAAAGACCUGUGUCUGGCACCCUCACUCCAAAAGGGAACCGUCUCUCCCUGAUACUCCCUGAACAGAACCAUUAGCUCAUGUUAUCUUGAAUGCUCUUUAGGCUUUAUUACCCAAAGACAUCGUAAAUCUCCUCUGUCAGUGCUAUCUCAUAGAGGCCCAUCCUCAGUGGAACACACACACAAUACUCAAUUCUGUCAAAUGUAACAACUAUUAUAACGUAAUACAAACAUUAUAACAUAAUUUUACAAUUUUCCACGACACCCCUAUCAUGUAGCAGCACAAGGGAGGGGGCAGGAGGGCACCACUAGGCAUUAUGAACUUGAACAUCAUCAACCAGACACAGAAGAUAAUGCAUACUGUUGUCAUGUACAGGGGACCUCCUGUUUUGUGAUAUUCCUGUGGUCUAUGAGAUUCAUUCUAUACAUUCUAUAGAGUUACUUUAGCUGUUCUGAGUAUCCCACUGAAUGCACUGUCUACGUGUCAUGGAGAAGAGCAAAGAUUCAUAGUUUGGCAAGCUACUCAAGCAUGGGUUAUUGUUGAUGGUUCGUUUACUGUUUAAAGGAGAGACAGAGACAGAGACAGGAUCAGUUAAAGUUACAAUUCAGGAAUACCGUGGCUCGACAGCAUUAUGCUUUUGUUAUGUGCAUCUUUUGUGGCCCAGAUCACAAUCCUCAACCCCAGCUAGUGUUACCUGUUGUACAUUGACUUCUUUGAAAAGUAAAAGAUGCAAUGCUCGCUCACCAUUAAAAAAAUAUUUUUUAUUUAAGCAAGUUAAAAAGAUUAACGUUUCGGCCUUCAAUGGCCUUCAUCUUCUUUCCGUUCGUUGACUUCUUAAAGUAUACUAUUUAUAUUUUAGGUUUACUCUUUUACUGCUGUACUUUGUGUAGAUAUUCCAAACCAAAGCAGCUCCGUUGUGCAAUAUUUUGCAUGGCUUCAAAAAAAAAAGUUAUUCCUUCUAGAAUGGUUAUUAGUUUCUGAAGGAGCGUGUGCAGUAAAGGCUGAGCCAAAGAAAGUAUUUUUGUCACUGCUGAUCUUUCAGCUCAGCUGUGCCCUGUAAGAAACAUGUUCUAUUCAAACCUUUAUGUCCUGCAUCUUUAUUAGAUUGAAUAAUGCUAUUGGAAUGAUAUUACUAAGUUAUAAUGGUCAUUAUGGUGAUGAUUAUCCAGACAUAGAAAUUAUGUUUGUAAUGGCUUGUUUUCCCUGUACAUAUAUAUGUACCUGCUGUGAUUUUUGAUGUAUGUAAUGCAGAAAAUUAUGUACGGUGUAUGUUACAGGUUAUUGUAAAGUUUAGACAAGGUUUUACUUGUUCAGGUUUUACUUGUAUUAUCUAUGUAUGAAAGAAUAAUUUUAUACUCGAUUAUGUUUGUGUUUGUAAAAAAAUAUUUUUACGAUUAGACACUGAGAGACAAUCAUUUUAUUAAUAGUUUGUGCCUUGCAGUGUUAUAAUCCUUGCACUUUAGCUCUGUAUUUACCUAGGAUAAAAGACAGAUUCUGCACAUAAAAAAGUUACCCAAAAAGUAA
Molecule: messenger RNA, 4394 nt
Organism: Salvelinus fontinalis (brook trout)
Lineage: Eukaryota; Metazoa; Chordata; Actinopteri; Salmoniformes; Salmonidae
Product: dual specificity tyrosine-phosphorylation-regulated kinase 4-like
Exons: 13
Coding region: 715-2559 (614 amino acids)
Biological process (GO): peptidyl-serine phosphorylation; peptidyl-threonine phosphorylation
Cellular component (GO): nucleus
Molecular function (GO): protein serine/threonine kinase activity; ATP binding; protein serine/threonine/tyrosine kinase activity
Source: RefSeq, a predicted model, not a curated record